This is a messenger RNA of Strongylus vulgaris, 255 nucleotides long. The record is from the annotation of a GenBank genome assembly. Lineage: Eukaryota; Metazoa; Nematoda; Chromadorea; Rhabditida; Strongylidae.
AUGCUUGCAGACAAACUGUGGACUGCACCAGAAGCGCUCAACUGCUCUGCACCUCCGAAUACGAAAGCUGGAGACGUAUACUCCUUCGCUAUUAUUGCUGCUGAAGUUAUUGAAAGAAAACCUGCAUGGUUGCUGCAUGGUGAUGGUUCCAAUGUGGAAAUCAAAAGGGGAGGAAGUGUGCCGCUGCGUCCGGCACUGCAACUCGAUACGCUGGAUAUUCCAGCAGAACUAGUUAGUGACAGUAUGACGGAGUGA